Messenger RNA from Protopolystoma xenopodis, 294 nucleotides. Lineage: Eukaryota; Metazoa; Platyhelminthes; Monogenea; Polystomatidea; Polystomatidae. The record is from the annotation of a GenBank genome assembly.
AUGGGCCGAGAGUCUGAGCUCGCUGAACAGUCGACCUCGUCCAGGUCGUAUCAACACCUCCAGCGGCAGUCGAACCGUAAGAGUGCAGCAUGUAUGAUACGGAAAGAAUCUGGCCUUCCUGGAAAUUCACAUCUGCUCUGUGAGGCUGUGGCACUCGUGGCAAUGUGGCCGAGUGGUCAACGUGACAAGCUCACAUGCUGCACUGUCACGGUUCAACUCCCGCUGGGAGUCGAAGGUAUGAAGACCAAGAUGGUGUGGCCUUUUGUGUGGUCGCAGUCCCCUUUCGUUGUAUAG